Didymella exigua CBS 183.55 is the source of this 1470-nucleotide messenger RNA. RefSeq names its product protein-S-isoprenylcysteine O-methyltransferase. Gene Ontology annotation, biological process: C-terminal protein methylation. Gene Ontology annotation, molecular function: protein C-terminal S-isoprenylcysteine carboxyl O-methyltransferase activity. Lineage: Eukaryota; Fungi; Ascomycota; Dothideomycetes; Pleosporales; Didymellaceae. The transcript has 2 exons. The record is from RefSeq and is a predicted model, not a curated record. Gene Ontology annotation, cellular component: membrane; endoplasmic reticulum. The coding region runs from base 148 to 1008 and encodes 286 amino acids.
CGGGACAGCUUGUGCGCUCUUGAUAUUGUCCGACGCAACUUGCACAUAUCUGCGUUUCUCGAGUACGGUUUUACGUCCCCUUCUGAGCAUGCCGUAGGCUCCUCUUUCUUCUUGUCCUGCCGCUGCUCCCUCACAUUUUGCGCAAUUAUGGACCCGAACCGUUCAGCAAAUGCACAUGCAACACACGACAACAUAUCGCUUCCUGUCAAUCGCCCACCACUACAGGGCGAGUGGACUCCGGGGCUUGACGCUAGAUCGCGCGUACAAGAGUCUUCGCACGUUCAGGUCAAGCCCGCGAACUAUGUACCUCCCGAGUACUUUCCUUCAGGAAAGCGUUCAUUAGCAGGCAUAGGGUUGCGUGCUUUCUUCUUAGGCAAUGCUGCAAUUGUGGGCUUCUCCUUCGCGGCACAGCUUGUGCACCACGGCAGUCACCUAUGGCGGCCCUUCCUCUUCCUCGGCACGCUCUCUGUGUUCCAUUUUCUCGAGUUCUACACAACUGCGGCUUACAACACACCGGACGCAAAGAUAAGCUCGUUCCUGCUUACCAACGGCGCCCACUACCGCAUCGCGCAUACCGUUGCCUUCGUCGAGACCAUCAUCACGUCAUGCUUAUUUCCCAGUUGGCAGUCGAAGGUCCAUCUGCCGAUGGUUAUACUUGCGGGCAUAAUUCUGGUGCUGGUGGGUCAAGUUGUGAGGAGUACUGCCAUGGCACAAGCGGGCACGAACUUCAAUCAUCAAGUCCAAUCAAAGAAAAACGAUGGCCAUGAGCUUGUCACUCGUGGCCUGUACGCCUACUUCCGCCACCCGUCGUACUUUGGGUUCUUCUGGUGGGGUAUUGGAACCCAAUUGAUGGUCGGCAAUACCGUCUGCACUCUGGGCUAUGCCUGCGUUCUGUGGUACUUCUUUAUGAAGAGAAUUACACACGAGGAGGGACACCUUAUUCAGUUCUUUGGCAAGGACUACGAGAAGUACCGAGCAAACACGCGAACGUGGAUACCGUUCAUAUGACACCAUAUAGGUUAAGGGGAGGGACUGUGUCUAUGCUCACUAAGGCUGAGCGGCUGUACGAAGAUGGACCUCCGGAGGGCCAUAUAGCCUCAGCCUGGCUUCGCACAAGUGAACCUCUGUUUGUCGAAAUGUAGGCUGUGUCAACACUCAACCGACGUGGGCCAUCGUUCUUCCUUCCCCGCUAGUUGCAAAUCACGGCCGAAGGUGACUCAUUCGACAGCUGUCACUGCCGGUCUGCUCGAUAGCACCUACCGAUAUUGCCUACUUUUCGUUGUUAAUUGGUUAGCCCAAUCUUAGUAGGACUACGCUGACAUCUGUGGAGCUUUUGCAAGCCCUUCAAGCGCCAUGAUACAGGUGGUCGUCCCCAAUACUAUCAGUGCGCUCCGUCUGUUAAUAAAGCAAGCGCCCACGACUAACAUGCCUGACCCUGAGACUCUAUACCUACCGAACUGCCUACAUCGC